ACGUAUGUGGUUACGUACGGCACAUGUAACCAUAGACAUACAUAAGUUAGAGUUGUGCAACCUCCUGUGUCCUGCACUGACAUUGGGACAGUAACCUGACGGAAGAACACUUCUCAGCUGACUUCUCUAACAGGACAGAAUGGGAGCCUCCUUGUCCACACCUGCUGCUCCUACAGUGAGGGCAGAGGCCACGAUGGCCGUCCCUCCUCAGGGCUGUCCCAUGCACCAGGAAGCACAGCCUGUGAAAGUGUCUCCACCUUCGGAGUGUCCCAUGCAUCAAGCUCAGCCUGUCAAAGCGUCUCCCCCGCCAGAGUGUCCAAUGCAUAAAGCAGAAAAGGGUCCGGCUCACCAGGACCGGGCCUACGAGUUUGUGGAGUGUCCCAUGAAAGCCGCAGCUGCAGCGGCGAAUAGUGACAUCGACCCUUCAAACAUGAUGCCUCCUCCUAACCAACUUCCAGCUCCAGACCAGCCUUUCGAACUGUCCAUCUCCAGAGAGGAGUCCACCAUUCCCCGUCACAGCGCAGAAAAGAACUGGGUUUACCCAUCUGAGCAGAUGUUCUGGAACGCCAUGCUGCGGAAAGGGUGGCGCUGGAGUGAGGAUGACCUCGCUGCUCAAGAUAUGACCAACAUCAUUAAAAUCCACAAUAAGAACAACGAGCAGGCCUGGCAGGAGAUCCUGAAAUGGGAGGCCAUGCAUGCAACAGAAUGUCCAUGUGGGCCCACCUUGAAGAGGUUUGGUGGUAAAGCCAAAGAGUUCUCUCCCAGGGCUCGCUUCCGCUACUGGAUGGGCUACGAGCUGCCUUUCGACCGCCAUGACUGGAUCAUUGACCGGUGCGGGAAGGAGGUACGCUACGUCAUCGACUACUAUGACGGUGAAAUCAACAAGGACACCUACCAGUUCUCCAUCCUGGAUGUACGGCCCGCCUUCGACUCUUUCAAUGCUGUCUGGGACCGCAUGAAGGUGGCCUGGUGGCGCUGGACCUCCUAAAGGACAUAGACACAUGCACGCGCAUAUAGGUCACCACGUGGAUUCAAACACACACACAGACACACACACACACACACACACACACACACACACACACACACACACACACACACACACACACACACACACACACACACACACACACACACACACACACACAGGGACUGUGAAACUCUUUUCAGCUCUUUACAGGAGGUGCAGUGCUGUGUAAACAAGACUCAUGAAGAAAAAGAAAUUAGAUUAUGUUAGCUUAAGCAGGACCUUGUUCAGUUAGGCUGUGUGAAGCUUCAUCUGCUAAUCCUUUUGAUUUCAGUGGAAAGUAUAAUUUUGGCUUUGCAUUGCGGUGUUUGUCAGACUGGUCACAUGUGGCUCAUACUGCCUCUGGGGAUCUGUUCACUGCUCACUUCAAAUCCACAAUUAUGUAGAAUUGGCGCCACCUACAGCUUAUCUCUAUGAACCAACUCCUAAUGAUUACAGUAGUGGAUGGAAACAGGCAUUCACAUUUCCGAUACAUAUGCAUGGAAACAUGACCUGCUGACUGUCACUAGUCUGUGUCUCUGUACAGUGUGUAUGUGCUUUGAUUGUAAGGAAGCAGUGAGAACCCCCUCCCAUAAUGUUAAUUAUCUGGUGAACAGUGAGUGAGUUUUUACAGAUGAGAUGGGUUCGACCGAUUACCGUGAUGACUGUGCAAUGGGUUAUGGGAAUGUUAGUCUAGUUUGGGUAGACCUUCAGGAUAUAUAGUUCUAUUUUUUAAAAAAGGACAAGGAUGGAUAUGAGCCUUGCUAUUAAUCCCCGUAACUGUCCACAUUUGCCCUUUCCCUUCUUGUUGUAUUUAGUUAGCCCUUCAGUUGGACGUCAGAUGCAGAUAAUAGCUUGUUUGGAAGGAGUUCACAUACUGUAUCAUCAUGUUCUUGCAGCAUCCUUCAUAUAUUGUACUGCUUUCCUGUUUCAUGAUACAAAUUGCUAAAAGCUCAGUUACCCAGUUAAUCUGAAUUCCUAUCCAUCAGGUAUAUGACAUGUGCUUGGGUUUGCUGUUGCAUUGUUCAUCUGCAGAAUUCUUUCAGCUUCAGUAUGUAAUUUUUGUUGUGCUGAUAUUCAGACUUUUUUAUUUAUUGUUUGAUGAAUGAGUGUAGACUUGUGUGUGCAGAAUCUUCAUGCUUUUGUUUCCAGAAAGUGUUCUUGUAUCUAAAAAUGAUUUUACUAGCUCUGGUGGUCAACUAAACUAUCAAUAAAGCUGGUCCUCUUAACAAUA
Molecule: messenger RNA, 2240 nt
Organism: Dicentrarchus labrax (European seabass)
Lineage: Eukaryota; Metazoa; Chordata; Actinopteri; Moronidae
Product: holocytochrome c-type synthase
Exons: 8
Coding region: 140-988 (282 amino acids)
Biological process (GO): cytochrome c-heme linkage
Cellular component (GO): mitochondrion
Molecular function (GO): holocytochrome-c synthase activity
Source: RefSeq, a predicted model, not a curated record